GGAAGGUCUGUGGUACUAAAAGGAGCAAGUGAUGAACUUCUCAAUCUACAGCAACAUCACCCAGACUAAACGGGACCCGUAUAUGAUAGCUGUGACCAAGAAUGUGAUCAUCGUGGCUUUGUACAUCUCCAUCAACUACGUUAACGGCACGCUUGUCCACACUUUCCUCAAGCAUGAGAUCUUUAAUGAGAAUCCUCGAUAUAUCCUCUUCAUCCAUAUGGUCAUCAACGACAUGAGCCAGCUAACAACUGCUGUGUUGAUUAAUUUCAUUUCCUACAUUUUUUAUACAAUCAAUGUGUCUUUCUGUUUCUUCCUUUUAAUGAUUGUACUGUUCACCACCCUCAACACUCCACUGAAUCUGGCCGGCAUGGCUGUGGAGCGCUACAUUGCCAUCUGUAACCCGUUACGCCACAUGCAGAUUUGUACCGUACGCAGGACAUACAUCCUAAUUGGCCUGAUUUGGGUCUUGGGUGCCUUCACCAUUCUUCCUGACCUGUUUUUUAUCCUGGCCACUGAGCCUUUAUCAUUUUUUCUUUCUACCACCUACUGCACUCGAGAUUCCAUGUCCCGCCAUCCAUACAUAGUGGAGAAGAGAAACAUUUUAUACUUCAUCUAUCUGUCCUUCGUAUGGCUCACUUUGUUCUACACCUACUCCAGGAUCAUGUUUACUGCCAAGGCAACCGGUGCCGACGCCCGGAAGGCCCGCAAUACCAUCCUCCUGCAUGGCCUGCAGCUUCUGCUGUGCAUGUUCACGUACAUUGGCCCACUAGCCGAGAGUGUGUUAAUUUCUCUCUUCCCCUUGUUUGUAAAUGAUGUACGAUUCACAAUUUAUGUCUUUGUCCACAUUUUGCCCAGGUUUAUAAGUCCUAUCGUGUAUGGAUUGAGAGAUCAGAUGUUCUGUGCAUAUCUGAGAAAGCACCUGUGGUGUGUUAUGCUGAACGAAAGAAAUCAAAGACAAACACAACCCUCCUAA
Pygocentrus nattereri (red-bellied piranha) is the source of this 973-nucleotide messenger RNA. Its product is annotated as odorant receptor 131-2-like. Bases 32 to 973 code for a protein of 313 amino acids. The transcript has a single exon. The record is from RefSeq and is a predicted model, not a curated record. Gene Ontology annotation, molecular function: G protein-coupled receptor activity. Gene Ontology annotation, biological process: G protein-coupled receptor signaling pathway. Gene Ontology annotation, cellular component: membrane. Lineage: Eukaryota; Metazoa; Chordata; Actinopteri; Characiformes; Serrasalmidae.